Cladophialophora immunda is the source of this 1703-nucleotide messenger RNA. RefSeq names its product ribokinase. Gene Ontology annotation, molecular function: ribokinase activity. Bases 521 to 1606 code for a protein of 361 amino acids. Gene Ontology annotation, biological process: D-ribose metabolic process. NCBI's taxonomy places the organism in Eukaryota, Fungi, Ascomycota, Eurotiomycetes, Chaetothyriales, Herpotrichiellaceae. The record is from RefSeq and is a predicted model, not a curated record. The transcript has 2 exons.
CAGAGCUACCAGCAGCCAGCAGCAGACCACUCUUGCCAGCGCACAGAUUGGUGUGCCAUGCGGGCGGCCAUGGAAUUCGUCGGUCUGCAUAGCCGCUACUCUCCUAGGCACUUCGUUCCGUCGAAGGUGCGGAGGUUCGCCCAGUCCUGCAGCCUAUCGGUUCUCACCUCCUCUCACAAAUGGCCUGGUGCCAGCAAGACAAGGCAUCAAUCUGCCUUGUCGGGGCGGUCAUGAUUCCUGACUCCCUCGCGGCUACUAAGAAACUUCAGCCUCACCGGUUGUAAACAUGUGUCAUCACUUCAUCCUCACACGGCGGGAUUGCUAACUUGGCCGCAGGGGAGCAUUCACCAUGCAUUGCGGGCUUGCUCGUCUACCAACUGGAAUUCCAACCCGCGGUGUUGUCUACCCGAAUUACUCCUUCCAUUGAUUGGUUGAAAGCGCGGGCGCCUCAUCGCAAUCUUUGUCUUUUAUCAAAGCGGAAGAUUGGCCACUGGUUCUGGCUACAACCCUCUCUCUGACCAUGGCGCGGUAUGGCGCGAUGGCGCCGCGGCUCAUAUCCGUCAUCGGUUGUCUCCAUGUCGAUCGUAUCAUGAUUACCGACCGGAUGCCAGAUCGGGGGGAAAGUUACAGAGCGAGACAGUACCACGAGGCGUUGGGAGGGAAAGGAGCAAACUCGGCCAUCGCCGCCUAUCGAAGCUGCCAUGCCCGGCCUCCCGAGGGAAAGUUAACCUCAUUUGACGAGAGAAUCGACUACUCCAAUGAGAACGAGAUCGAAGUAUGCAUGGUAGGCGCUGUUGGGGACGACAAGUACGCCCAGAUGUUCGAAGACGUGCUGCAAGAGAACGGUGUCGAUGUGUCGCGCCUUCAGAAGGUGGAUGGGAUGACUGGAGUGAGUUUUGUCUUGGUGGAAGUGGCCAGUGGCGAGAAUCGCUGUACUUUUGCGAACAACGCAAACGAUGCAUUAACUGUUGACUACUUCACCGACCUCGACAGUCUUGCCAACGGGCGGCCACCGGAUCUGGUCAUUGCACAGAUGGAAAUCGAUCGAACAGUGGUUGAGAAGAUAAUGGACACGGCUGGUGCGGCGGGCAUCGAGCUUCUGUUGAACGCAGCCCCUGCGAAUUACAUUCUCAGCAACUUCUACCCGCUUAUCACGCAUCUGUUGGUGAACGAGACGGAAGCCGCUACCAUGUCUGGCCGGGAGGUCGAAGAGGUGAAUGAGGAGACAUGGCAAGAGAUUGCCGAGUACUUUCUUGGGAAAGGGGUCAAGAACGUGGUACUGACGUUGGGAGCUCGCGGAGCCUUCUUUGGCAGAGCCGACGAGUUUGGCCACGUCCCGGCUUUCAACGUCAAUGUGCUGGAUUGUACGGGGGCAGGGGACACAUUCACGGGCGCGUACGCAACAGAUUAUUUGCGACAGAAGCAGAUGGGACAAUGGGACAUCAGAGAGGCAGUCAUUCGUGCCUGUAAAGCCGCGGCAUUGACGAUUACCCGUAUCGGCGCCCAGGAAGGAAUUCCCUGGAUGGAUGAAAUAGACAAUUUCGAAGAGAACGAAUCGUCUCAAAUAGGAGUUGAAGCUGCUUCCGCAGAUUCAGAAGAACUGUGAGCAGAGCAAAGGAAAAAUCAUACCACGUAUAGUCAUCCCGAAAAUGUAGGCUACAAGCUACCGAAGAAACGGGCCAGAAAAACCACUCAUGAUGUUG